Blepharisma stoltei is the source of this 1214-nucleotide messenger RNA. NCBI's taxonomy places the organism in Eukaryota, Ciliophora, Heterotrichea, Heterotrichida, Blepharismidae. The record is from the annotation of a GenBank genome assembly.
AUGGAUAAAAAAUGUAAUGCUAAUUUAGGUUCGAAAGCUCCUUUAUAUAUGCUUUUCUUUUACCUCACGAUGACCUUCCUGAUGCUUCUCAAUGCUUCUGAUUUAUCUAAUACCAACAGCUUGAUUUGUUUGCCUUUUUGAACGGUUUGAUUACUCGUAGUCUUCUUUUACUCCCGUGCUUCUUUAAAAAACCCAGGCUAUAUUAUUCCUGAUCUCUCUUGAAUGAAUGAUUUUAAAAUGAAGCCUAAUGAGCAGACAGAUCAAUCCUCAAAAGAUUCAUCUCGCGUAAAGAAAGAUUCAGAACCAAAAUCAGUAGAAUCUCCUAAAUUUUUAUGCUGGUUUUAGCAUUUUCUCUAGGACUCUAUAUAAUAAACUCUAUUUUUAUAUGAAAAUUUAGUAUUUUUUCUUGUAAAAAGGGUUUGGGGUUGCAAAAUAACACAAAAAAUAAUGAUUUUACUAUAAAAUUCCAAGACGAAAGAAGCUCAAUGCUCCACGACAAUUGUAUUUCUACAGUCCAGCCAAACUCUGAGCCAAUAAGAAGUCAACCAAUCCAAUCUUUUACAGAAAUUUUGCCUAACAACGAAGAUUCCUAUACAACUUACAGCGGAAAUGGGAGUUUUGAAAACCAAGAAAUUGUUGAAGACCAAGAAAACGAAAUAAUCAGCCAAGAGUCAGCUGUAAUUGAGACGAGAUAUUGCAUGAUAUGCAAACUUGACCAGCCAAUCAGAGCUAAACACUGCAAAGAGUGCGGAAAAUGUGUAGCUUUGCAUGACCAUCAUUGUCCAUGGCUAGGUGUUUGUGUAGGGGAAAAAAACAGACGAGAAUUUUAUUGGUAUUUAGUGUUUCAAUGCACUGAGCUGUGAAUUUCUGAUAUAGUAAAUAUUCUGAGCUUUCAAAGCGAGGAUGAUGUAGUUGCAUGAAUUUUGGAAAAUUGCACAAGGAUAAUUUCUGUUGUGCUUUUGGCGUUUUUUACAUUGAUGGUCAGCAGCCUUUUGGGGUUUCAUACUUAUAUAGCUUUAAAUAAUGUGACGACGUGGGAGAUUAUGUCAUGAGGAAAAAUUUCGUAUUUGAAAAAUUUUCCAUCGGAAAUGGGAAGCCCAUUUAGUAAAGGAUAUUUGAAAAAUCUGUAUAUUUACUGCUGCGAAAAAUUGCCUAAGGGGCAUAAGAUAUGGACUGUGACUCAGGCGAGCGUUGUGAAUCAAGUUAAAGUAUAA